This is a messenger RNA of Chrysoperla carnea, 4081 nucleotides long. Its product is annotated as aspartyl/asparaginyl beta-hydroxylase-like. Gene Ontology annotation, molecular function: peptidyl-aspartic acid 3-dioxygenase activity; protein binding. The transcript has 5 exons. Gene Ontology annotation, biological process: peptidyl-aspartic acid hydroxylation. NCBI's taxonomy places the organism in Eukaryota, Metazoa, Arthropoda, Insecta, Neuroptera, Chrysopidae. The coding region runs from base 358 to 1542 and encodes 394 amino acids. Gene Ontology annotation, cellular component: endoplasmic reticulum. The record is from RefSeq and is a predicted model, not a curated record.
UUCCCAAAAAUUCCCUCAAAAUCGAUUCAGUAGUAUAAAAUAAAAACUUUUAAUAACUCGUUUAUGAAUGCAUGUACUAUUUUUCUUGCUUGAAUUAACCAUGUACGUUAAAUAUUCACAAAAUCCGACCCCCAAUCCACCGACCCCUCAUAAAUAAUAUUUAAUUAUUUGAUUUUUUAACUAAUUGAGUGUGUUUUUUUUCCAUAAUUCAAUCCACACUAAUUUUGUAAAAAAAAAAUCCAUUUUCCUGAAAAUUUGUAUCCCUUUCAUACACAAAACCACCCCCCCCCCCUCAAACACAUACACUCCAAUGACAACUCGCGUCAGAAUUUAGAGCGUACCGUUGAAAAAUUUCGUAUGGAAGUACGAAAAAAUGGAACAUCUACAAAAGCACUUUAUGGAUUGGCAAUUGCAUUGGAUCGUUUGGCUGAAAAGUUACGUAGCAAUAAAUUGUUAGUGGAAUCGAUACAAGCGUAUGAGAAUUUAUUAUCGUAUGGGAAAAAUAUACCGGAAAUGUUGUAUAAAAAAGUUGCUGAUCGUUGUAUUAAUCGUAUGCGAUUUAAAGGUGAAAAUGCUCGAGCAAUAACCAUUCACAAAGCUUUAAUAGAAAAAUUUCCGACCGAUGUGAAUUUUCGAAAUAAUUUAACGAUCACAUAUUUGAUCAUUGAUAAGUUAGUAUCUGCACGUCGUAAUGUUCUUGAUACGCUUAAAAAGUGGCCCAAUAAUGGUUUAGCAAAAACAUUAUAUGGUUUCAUUUUAAAAACAAGUGAUAAUAAUAUUGAGAAAAGCGUGAAAUAUUUAAAAGAAGGAAUUGAAUCGAGGGAACCAGGUGUUUUAGAUGGACGAUUUUUCUUUCAUUUAGGCGAUGCAUUGCUACGGUUAGGUCGAUCAUCAGAAGCUAUGGAAGUUUAUGAAACGGGAGUUAAAGAAGGAUUUUUCCUGUCAAAGUAUCAAAGAUCAUUAUACAAUGUAGACCGAUUAACUGGCCGACCAUGGUGGACCAAAGAACAAACCACAUACAAGAAAUUCUUCGAUCUUUUGGAAGAAAAUUGGAUGAAUAUUCGUAAGGAAGGUUUAUCGUUACUAAAUUCAAAAGGUCUGUUCAAAGAUGAAGCAGAGAAUUUAAUUGAUGUGGGCGAUUGGAAACAAUUUGAAUUGUUUAGUCGUGGUCGUAAAGUACCAAAAAAUUGUAAACAAGCACCGUACACGUGUAGUUUAGUUGAAUUUUUUACACCAGCUAGUCAUUGCCGACGCGGACAAAUUAAAUUUAGUGUUAUGCAUCCAGAUACACAUGUAUGGCCACAUUGUGGACCCACAAAUUGCCGAUUGCGAGCACAUUUGGGUUUGAAGAUACCACCAAAAACAUUUAUUCGUGUUGCUGAAUCUACUAGAACCUGGACCGAAGGAAAAAUCAUCAUUUUUGAUGACAGCUUCGAACAUGAAGUCUGGCAUAAUGGAACCGAAACCAGACUAAUAUUAAUUGUGGAUGUAUGGCAUCCAGAAUUAACUGCUAACGAAAAACAAACGUUACCUGCUAUUUAAUUCGCCUAAUUUUUUAGACUAAUUAAACGCCUAAUACUAUUUUUAAAUAUUAAUAUUUUAGUGAUCUGACAUUAUUAUUAUAUAAAAAAAGCAUAUAGUGAUCUGCUAAUUUAAUUUAUAUGUAAAGAAGAAUCUCUAGAAAUGGUUAAAAGUUGCCAGAAUUAGAAUUAGUAGGGACCAAUUUAGGAUUUUGGUCAUUCUACCAGAAAUAUUAUAGGUCGUACGAUAUGAAUCUCUCCAAAAUGUGUCUAUUUAAAAUUAUUAUGGAACAAUAAGUCAAAUUUUAGAUUCACACUUAAUUUGGACGUUCCCAAACUUUUACGUCAUUUCUAACUUAGUGCUAAUUAGUCAAAUAUGAAAUAAUGACAUUUAUACGUAAAAAGAAUCUCAAGAAAUGAUUAAAAGUUGCCAGAUUUCGAGUUGGUAGAGAAAAUUUUGGUAGAUUUCGAACCUACUAUGAAUAUUAUCGAUCUUGCGACUGAAUCUCUUCAAGAUGUGUCAGUCAAACUUUAUUAUGGAAAAAAGUGCCGAAUUUUUAAUCUGCACUUAAUUUGGACGUUUAUCUGAAACUUUUACGUCAUUUCUAUAGUGCUAAUUAGUCAAAUAUGAAAUUAUAACAUUUUUACGUAAAAAGAAUCUCAAGAAAUGAUUAAAAGUUGUCAGAUUUCGGAUUGGUUUAAGAACAUUUUAGUAGAUUUCGAACCUACUAUGAAUAUUAUAGAUCUUGCGACUGAAUCUCUUCAAGAUUUGUCACUUAAACGUUAUUUUGGAAAAAAAAAGUGCCAUAUUUUAAAUUUGCACUUAAUUUAGACGUUUAUCCGAAACUUUAACGUCAUUUCUAACUUAGUGCUAAUGAAUCAAAUCUGAAAUUAUGACAUUUAUACCUAAAAAAGAAUCUCAAGAAAUGAUUAAAAGUUGCCAGAUUUCGGGUUGGUUUAAGAACAUUUUGGUAGAUUUCGAAUCUUUUACACCAUUUCUAACGUAGUGCUAAAUAGUCAAACACGAAAUUAUGACAAAUGUAUUAUUAACAUUAUUUAGUCGUUAUUCAAAGUAUUAACCUGCGCGUACGUAAGUUAGUAACUAGUUAAAAUUGUUACAAUCCAUGUGAAUAGAGGACCUACUAAGCCUAUUUUGUAGGUAAAUAAUAUUACAUUGACUGUCUUUAGCCGAUAAAAAUGUUUGAAAGUUGUUAGAAAAUCGCAACCAAGGCGCAACUACUAGUGCAGUACUCUAAGAGACCCUAUAUCAAGAUUUUUUGGGGAGAAUAUGUAGACCCAUUUUUGAUCGCUGGAUAAAAAUCCGAUGUCAAAUAACAUGGAUUCUGUCACAUCUUCCGAAAAUCGUACCAAAAAACCCACAAUAUUUUUUUGACACCCCUCGAGCACAGUUUGGACGAUAAAUACUUAAAUUAAAACGGUUAGUAUUGAAUUUUGACCCAGGUAUUUAAGAGAUCCACUGUCCCUCUGAGUUUCAUCCGCCCUGCCUAAAUCAUUGCUACCUCUGAUAUGAUGGUACCCUUGAGAACUACAUAUUGUUAUCAUAAUGCCAUUUGACCACUGCCAAAGUAUUUGCAAACAUUUUUAUCGAUUAAACACAGUCAUUACAAAAUUUAAAAUAAGGUUCUCUACAUUUAUUUCAUAAUUAAACUUGAAAAAUGCAUUAUUGCGAACAAUUUCUCUUUAUAACGUCAUGCAGUUAAUAUGACGGACACUGUUAAGCUGUUUAGCGUGAAAUUUGAGCACAUGCUGUAAUUUCGAUCAGAGUGCCAUUUAGAUAAAAAGCAGCGAUAAAGCUGAAAAUAUUUGAGCUUCAAUUAAUUGACAUUAUCAUUACAAUUGAUAUUUUGAAGCAAUUUUAAAAUACUUCAGACAAACAGUUGCGCUUGUUAGAUAUUAUUUAAUAAUUAUUUAUAAAAUAUUAAAAUAAAUAACGAUAUUAUGUUAAUAAAACUAUGGGUUGUUGUUUAUCCAAAUAGGUUACGAAAUAACAUAGAUCGAUAAGUCAACUUGACGCUUGAGCUACAGUUUGAUUCUGCUUUUUAUCUAGAUGACAUUCUGAUCGCAAUUAUACCAUGUGAUCAAAUUUGACGCUAGAAGCUAGCGUCAAGCGUCACCAUGAGCUUGACCUGCACCUUUAAGCUAACAAAAAUAUCUUCUAAUACGAAAUAUUUUGAGUAACUAAAUUAAUCCAAAAAAAAUCCGCCCAGAAAUAAAUUCUAAAUUUCAAAAUACUUUUCUCCAUUCAAGUUUAAAUAUGAAUUUAACCAGGCCGCGUUCGUUAUUUAACAAUAAUGUGACGUUAUCGACAUAAUGUACAAUAUUUUGAAUCGAUUACACGUCAUAUUUUGAUGUUGAAUAACGAAAAGGCAGCCCUAUUAAAAAAAAACCGAAACUUGUUGAAUGUUAAAUACAAAAAAAUAAAAAAGAUCUAAAGUGCCUGAUAUUUAUUGAGUAAGAUAAUUUUUUUUGUUAAGUACUUAAAAACGGAAUCUUUAAAAGGAAUCUAAAAAAAACACAACGCGAUUAUAUUAUUUUUAAAA